AUGCCGAGAUCGUUUGGGGAGCGCAAUCCGACAUCAUCGGCGUCGCAAUCUUUACUUGAGCUUGAUGGAGGGAUCAAGGUGCUGAUUGAUGUAGGAUGGGAUGAAACUUUCGACGUGGAAAAGUUAAGGGAGCUGGAGAAACAAAUCCCUACGCUUUCACUUAUUUUACUUACUCAUGCGACCGUUCCUCAUAUCGCAGCCUACGCUCAUUGUUGCAAGCACUUCCCUCUCUUCACUCGAAUACCUGUCUAUGCGACACAUCCUGUCAUCGCGCUUGGGAGAACUCUAUUACAAGACUUGUAUUGCUCAACACCAUUAGCAUCAACCAUUAUACCCACAACGUCCGCUUUCCUCCUUCAAUCCCAACGAAAAGAAGAAAUUAACUACUACUUCUCGCUUGUUCGUCCUUUGAAAUAUUCACAGCCUCAUCAACCACUGAAUGGGGUAACAAUUACGGCCUACAAUGCUGGACAUAGUUUAGGAGGCACGAUAUGGCAUAUUCAACACGGACUUGAGUCUAUAGUAUACGCAGUUGACUGGAAUCAAGCUCGCGAGAAUGUUUUGGCUGGUGCAGCCUGGUUGGGUGGGGCGGGGGCUGGAGGAGCUGAGGUUAUUGAACAAUUACGGAAACCAACCGCGUUGAUAUGCAGCAGUAAAGGAGGAGAACGAGUUGCCUUACCUGGAGGUCGGGCCAAGAGAGAUGAACUUCUACUGGAUAUGAUUAGAUCAUCAAUCAGCAGAGGAGGAAUUGUCCUUAUACCGACAGAUUCUGGAGCGCGAAUGAUGGAACUUGCAUAUCUUCUAGAGCAUGCUUGGAGAACAGAAAACCAGGAGGAAGAAAGCGCAUUCAAAUCUGCGAAACCUUAUCUAGCAGUGAGUACGAGCGAAAUGACGAUGAGAUAUACAAGAAGUAUGUUUGAAUGGAUGGACGAAGCUAUCAUUCGGGAGUUUGAAGCGCAGCCUGGCCAUGAGGAACAGCGAACUGGACAACAAAGGAGAAAUACGGAGGAAGCAAAACAACACAUUGGCCCAUUCGAAUUUAAACACCUUCGAUUACUUGGGCGAAAGGGUCAAAUCGACCGAAUGUUGAAUGAGACGGACAAUUUAGGACGAUCAGUAGGGAAGGUUAUCCUUGCCAGUGACACUUCCAUUGAAUGGGGAUUUUCGAAGGAGGUCCUAUGCAAAAUCGCGGACGAUGAUAAGAAUCUUUUGAUUUUAACAGAGCGACUGAAUCCGAUAAGUGGAGCUCCAAGUCUAGGAAGAACUUUAUGGUCAUGGUGGGAAGAACGACGCGAUGGAGUCACUUCGGAACCAAGCUCAAGUGGAGGAAUUCUGGAACAGGUAUACGGAGGAGGAAGAGAUCUCGAAAUCAGAGAACCCAAACGCAUACCAUUAGAGGGUAAUGAUCUGACUGUUUAUCAACAGUGGUUGGCAACACAACGUCAAUUGCAGACCACUCUUCAACCGGGUGGCGCUACAGCUCUUGAGGCUUCUGCUGAUAUUGUUGAUGAUGCUUCAUCGGAUUCAUCGUCAGAUUCUGAUGACUCUGAGAAUGAACAGCAAGGAAAGGCUCUUAACAUAUCCGCAACCAUGGGCCAAGCAAAUCGGAAGAAGAUUGGCUUGAGUGAUGAAGAUCUUGGCGUUAAUAUCCUUCUUCGGAAGAAAGGCGUUCACGAUUUCGAUGUGAGAGGGAAGAAAGGCCGUGAUAAGAUGUUUCCCAUGGCGAUUAGGAGGAAGCGAAAUGAUGAUUUCGGAGAACUUAUUAGACCAGGUGAAUUUCUACGGGCUGAAGAACGAGACGAGGUGGAUGGACAGGAGCCACAGCGACCUGGAAAAUAUGAUACGAAAGAUACCCUUGGCAAAAAAAGAAAAUGGGAUGAUGUUGCAGCUUCCGGUAAACGUGGAGCGUCGAAUGAAGGAAAGCGACAGCAGAUCGGCAAUAACGAGGAUGGCUCAGUUGCAGAAGUUCCAGAAGAAGAUGACCCAAUGGAUAUUAUAGAAGAAGAGAUUCCUGGACCAUCCAGACUAGAAAUCUCGAUCAAGACGCUCAAAAUUAAUCUUCGAAUUGCAUUUGUCGACUUCUCCGGACUUCACGACAAACGCAGUCUUCAAAUGUUGAUACCUCUAAUCCAACCUCGGAAGUUGAUAUUAGUUGGCGGUAUGAAAGAAGAGACAUUAGCACUCGCAUGCGAUUGUAGAAAGCUUCUUGGUAGCACGAAAGAAAAACUCAUCGAUGUGUACACUCCAGAGAUUGGUGUCAUUAUUGACGCAAGUGUAGACACCAAUGCGUGGGCUGUUAAACUCACUGAUUCUUUGGUAAAACAACUACGCUGGCAGAACGUCAAGGGACUAGGAAUUGUUACUCUUACUGGCCGACUAGAAACUACACAUAUUGACAGCGAUUCACACAACUCAGAAGGUGCCAAUAAGAAGCAAAAGAUGAUAAAAGAGGAGUCAGAAGAAAUUCCAACACAGGCAGCUCUUGAUUCAGCAAAAGCCGUUGUUGAGAUGCCAAUUUUGGAUGUCCUACCUUCGAAUAUGGCGUCGGCAACAAGAUCGGUUGCUCAGCCAUUGCAUGUGGGCGAUUUAAGGUUAACCGAUCUGCGAAAAAUCAUGCAAUCUUCUGGUCUUACUGCUGAACUCAGAGGAGAAGGUACUCUUUUAAUCGACGGAUCUGUGAUUGUCCGUAAGACUGGCACCGGGAGAAUCGAGGUAGAAAGUGUUGGCGUCACAACGAGUUCCUUUUACGCUGUUAAAGGGAAAAUCUAUGAAGGUCUUGCGGUAGUGGCAGGUGGAUAA
Messenger RNA from Botrytis sinoallii, 2799 nucleotides. RefSeq lists its product as uncharacterized. NCBI's taxonomy places the organism in Eukaryota, Fungi, Ascomycota, Leotiomycetes, Helotiales, Sclerotiniaceae. Gene Ontology annotation, biological process: mRNA 3'-end processing by stem-loop binding and cleavage. The record is from RefSeq and is a predicted model, not a curated record. Gene Ontology annotation, cellular component: mRNA cleavage and polyadenylation specificity factor complex. Gene Ontology annotation, molecular function: RNA binding. The transcript has 2 exons. Bases 1 to 2799 code for a protein of 932 amino acids.